AUCUUAAGUUAAUCAGUGAUUUUAUUUUCACUAUUCUGAGCCCCACUUCUCUUUCGUUUCCAGCAGAUAUUUCGUCGCCCAACUUGAACGUGCGUCAACGCAAGCAUGGCCGUCUCCCUGCCGUAUUUUACUGGUCUCUUCUUGGCGAUAGUCAAGUAUCUGCCCAAGCAACAGCAAAGCCGUCUUGAUGCGAUUCUGGCAAAGUAUGGCACCGAUACCAGGCUUGUAGUAAAGGCUGCAUGGGUUCUAUUUGCAUUUGGGAUCGUGCGGUCGUUGAACCAAUUUCUCAAUACCUGGGCAAUGAAUCAUUGGCGACUAUCCGCUCAUAAAGGCUGGGACUGGUCGGAAGAGGUCGCUGUCGUCACGGGUGGCGCAAGCGGAAUUGGUGAGAAGACAGUGCUCGGAUUGGUCCGCAAAGGAGUGAAAGUCGCAAUCCUCGAUGUUCAGCCACCGCUACACGAUCUCAACGUUGAGGGUCUGAGAUAUUACGAUUGUGACAUCACAUCUCCAGAGUCUGUCCACCGAGCUGCCAGUGCCUUGCGGAGCGACCUUGGACAUCCGUCUAUCCUCAUCAACAAUGCGGGCAUACAAAUCUCCAAACCCAUCCUGAGUACCGACAUCGACAGUGUUCGCAAAGUUUUCGAAGUCAAUACAAUAUCUCAUUGGAUAACAGUCAACGAAUUUAUUCCGCACAUGAUCAAAUUGAACAAAGGCCACAUUGUCACAAUUGCUAGCCUCGCAUCCUUCGUGGCGUUACCUUCUGGUGCCGAUUAUUCAGCUUCUAAAGCUUCCGCAUUGGCCUUCCAUGAGUCUUUGUCAACUGAGCUCAAAAACAUUCACAAGACUCCCGGUGUCAUUACGAGUGUUGUUCAUCCUAGCUUCGUCCAAACGCCCUUGAUCGAGAACUUGAGUGGUCAGCUGAAAGCAGCUGGAGUGGUGUUGCUCUCGAGCGAGCUGGUUGCCUACAAAAUAUUGGAUCAAAUAUUCAAACGUAAGGGUGGACAAAUCAUUAUUCCCGAGCGUGUAUCAAUCAUUUCUACUUUGAGGGCUUGGCCCAACUGGAUGCAGGAGUUGUUUCGCGAUAGAUUUGGUAGAGCGACCUCACGAUAGUCAGAACGCCGGCUAGUUCGAAACCAAGAAUAAAAGAAACGAACAUCUAAGUUGGAUGACAGCAAGGUGGACUUAUUCACCUCUGCUCUCACCAAAGGUUCCUGUGGACAAAUAUUAUGAUGGGCGUGCAAGGGUAACAAGCCAUUAAACCUGCUCGAGUUCUCAGGCUACUUGCAUUUAGCAGGAGGCCCCCGCCAGAAACGUAGCAAGUCCCUAGGAUACUACUAAAUGCCUUUAAACAGAAAGC
Molecule: messenger RNA, 1357 nt
Organism: Truncatella angustata
Lineage: Eukaryota; Fungi; Ascomycota; Sordariomycetes; Amphisphaeriales; Sporocadaceae
Product: short-chain dehydrogenase/reductase 2
Exons: 1
Coding region: 106-1110 (334 amino acids)
Molecular function (GO): oxidoreductase activity, acting on the CH-OH group of donors, NAD or NADP as acceptor
Source: RefSeq, a predicted model, not a curated record